Colias croceus (clouded yellow) is the source of this 1641-nucleotide messenger RNA. RefSeq names its product homeobox protein bagpipe-like. The transcript is spliced from 2 exons. Gene Ontology annotation, cellular component: nucleus. Gene Ontology annotation, molecular function: DNA-binding transcription factor activity, RNA polymerase II-specific; RNA polymerase II cis-regulatory region sequence-specific DNA binding. Gene Ontology annotation, biological process: regulation of transcription by RNA polymerase II; cell differentiation. The coding region runs from base 44 to 1261 and encodes 405 amino acids. The record is from RefSeq and is a predicted model, not a curated record. Lineage: Eukaryota; Metazoa; Arthropoda; Insecta; Lepidoptera; Pieridae.
AGACGCGCGCGGUGAAGUGUUUGAGUUCAAUGUGCGAAUAAAAAUGGAGUCGAAAAUGAAAAAUUUCACCAACCCGUUAAGUUUGGAGUGCGAGAAAACAAAUUUAAAUCUCACUACACCGUUCUCUAUCAACGAUAUUCUAACAAAAGAAGAGUCGAAAUGCGAAUUCGAAAAUAGAAUGUUUUCGUCGAGUUUUAGCGGGAAGAUGAAUUUUUUAAAACCGGCCAGUUUCAAAGAUGGAUUUCCGAAAAAGGAGGUUUUGGAAAGAAGUAUGAAAUAUUAUGAUGAGUGCAAUAAUUAUAGAGAUUUCAGCGACGAUGGUGCGCUAGAUAUGUCGAGGAAAAAUUUGCCAGUCACAGAAUUAUCAGAUGACUACGAUUCAAGAUCCUCUCACACCGGGUCGCCCGUCCGCCGGAAUUCCUCACCCAAUUCUGACAUCAGCUAUAAACCAUUUAACUUGCACUACGAAAGGAAAUGUUCCACUCCCCCUACCGACUCCAGGCUCAUGCACUCACCAAACUACACAAUAGAAUACUCACAAAACACGGGAAGAAAGAAACGAUCACGAGCGGCAUUUUCCCAUGCUCAAGUAUACGAACUAGAGAGAAGAUUCAGCCAACAAAGAUACCUAUCGGGACCUGAACGAGCUGACUUAGCUGUGAGCCUGAAACUCACAGAGACACAGGUCAAAAUCUGGUUCCAGAACCGACGGUACAAGACAAAACGUAAGCAGCUACAGAUGCAAGAAAGCGGCAUGCUUGCAGCCGCUGCAGCCGCUGCGAACCACGCAAGGAAGGUCGCUGUAAAAGUACUCGUAAAUAAUAAUGGACAAGCGUUACCAGAUCUCAAGUACCAAAGCCCGCUGAUGGGCAAAGGCGUAAAUCCAGCGCUAUUUACGCCGCCGAACGUUCUAGAAGGGUCGCCGAUCUGGAAACACUUCGCUGGAAUGUACGGUGUCGACUUCACGAAGAAUCCAGAAUAUAAAGCGCUGUUACAAGAAUCGUAUAAUCAAGCAGUGCUGCAGUCUUUAUACGCUCCGCAUUUAGGUGUGAACUAUCCUAAUUUAUCUUUACCGUAUAUGUAUUACCCUGGACAUCCAGCUUUUGGGAUGCCCAUGACCUGUGAUACGGAUAGGAGUCAAGGGGAAACUAGUGAGAAUAAGGAUUUCGAAGUAAAACAUAAGGAAUUACCCAAAAAACACGUUGAUAUCAAUGAAAACAGUAAUGAAAGUAUGGCCAGUAAUAUUGAAGUGGAAAACUGAAACACUAUUCUAAAUAAUGAUUGUUUAGUGCACGGAUAAAUUUUAAAAUUUAUAAAUUAGGUAAAAAUUGUUAUUAAGUUUCAAGUACUUCAAAUCUCACUAUAUACUUCAAUCUAUCCUCUGAAACUAGACGAAUGCAUUUAAAUGAAGUUUGAAAAUCAUUUAUAAAUUCUCCAAAUUAUUGUUAUAAAAAUUUGCAAUGUAUACCAAUGAAUAACCAAAGAGAUGUAAAACAACCAAAAAACUUAGAUUAAGAUAUAUCUAUAGAUAGAAGAUUGUUAGAUGUAAAUAUUUCGUUAUUAUAUUAGUUGCACAUUUGUAUAUACUUAGUACAAAUUUUUGUCUGUAGUUAUGUUUAAUAAAGGUGCAAUACCGUUGGA